AUGACAAAGCAGACAGCGACCAGCGGCACUGUCGAUCUUCAAGCAGUCGGGCCCAAAACCACAACAUGCAACGGAGCGCACUUCCAGCAAUCUGGAUCAGAUAUUACUGUGGAGGACACCACGAACUGCGGUCUGGUGCCGGGCACAGACUACACAGUCAAGUACUGUUCCACACAAGACGAGAUUGUAGUGCACAUGCUGAAGCCUAUGGAUGUCAGCGUGGUUUUGAGCCGCACUCCCUGUGCGGAAGCUCAGCCCAACAUGCAGGCGCUCGUCCAAGAGCAGGCCGUCGCUGAGUCAGACAGGGGCUGCAGCGGAUAUG
Molecule: messenger RNA, 322 nt
Organism: Symbiodinium pilosum
Lineage: Eukaryota; Dinophyceae; Suessiales; Symbiodiniaceae
Source: the annotation of a GenBank genome assembly